Thrips palmi is the source of this 3868-nucleotide messenger RNA. RefSeq names its product DNA damage-binding protein 1 (gene pic). The record is from RefSeq and is a predicted model, not a curated record. Gene Ontology annotation, biological process: proteasome-mediated ubiquitin-dependent protein catabolic process; DNA repair. The transcript has 18 exons. NCBI's taxonomy places the organism in Eukaryota, Metazoa, Arthropoda, Insecta, Thysanoptera, Thripidae. Gene Ontology annotation, molecular function: protein binding; nucleic acid binding. The coding region runs from base 115 to 3600 and encodes 1161 amino acids. Gene Ontology annotation, cellular component: site of double-strand break; nucleus.
CUGUUUCUUCGCGAGGCCUGCUGCAGUGCCUUGUUUUCUUUCUGGGCAAGCUGAGUGAGCUGAGUUGCGCGAGUGCUAGACAAAGUUGUGUAUUUGGGGCAUUACUUCGCGUACAUGCCCUUCCACAGCAGUUCCAAACUCUCCCUAGAUGAAACGGUGAAAAAGAUGAGCCGAAACAUGGCCCACCAUUAUGUUGUGACGGCUCACAAACCCACCGCUGUUACAGCGUGUGUAACCGGUAACUUUACAUCUCCUGACGAUUUGAACCUUAUCCUUGCCAAAAACACACGGCUAGAAAUUUACCUUGUUACACCUGAAGGGCUUAGACCCCUCAAGGAAAUUGGGUUGUAUGGCAAAGUUGCUGUUAUGAAAUUGUUUCGACCACCUCAAGAGAAAAAGGAUCUUCUAUUUAUUGUAACCAAACGUUACAAUGCAAUGAUUUUGGAGUGCCAAGGAGAUACUGAUAACUUUGAAAUAAUCACUAAAGCUCAUGGCAAUGUGUCUGACCGCAUCGGCAAGCCAUCAGAGACAGGCAUUAUUGCUGUAAUUGACCCAGAAGCCAGAGUCAUUGGCCUCAGACUGUAUGAUGGGCUCCUGAAAAUCAUCCCUCUUGAUAGAGAUAACAGCGAAUUGAAGGCAUCAUCCAUAAGAAUGGAGGAACUGAGUGUUCAGGAUUUAGCAUUUCUACAUGGGUGUCAGAAUCCCACUAUCAUUUUAAUCUAUCAAGAUCUUCAUGGAAGACACAUCAAAACACACGAAAUAUCUCUAAAAGACAAAGAAUUUGUGAAGGUUCCAUGGAAGCAAGAUAAUGUAGAAACAGAUGCAGCCAUGGUAAUUCCUGUCCCAGAACCUCUUUGUGGUGCUAUUGUCAUUGGCCAAGAAUUAAUUUUGUACCACAAUGGCAAUACAUCAAUUGCCGUUGCACCUCCAAUCAUCAAGCAAAGCACCAUUAUAUGUUAUGCCCAAGUUGACUCAAAUGGAUCACGAUAUUUGUUAGGGGAUAUGGCGGGACGCCUAUUCAUGUUGCUUCUUGAAAAGGAAGAAAGAAUGGAUGGAAGUUUCACCAUUAAAGAACCAAAAGUUGAGCUCUUGGGAGAAAUCAGCAUUCCUGAGGCAAUAACGUACUUGGAUAAUGGUGUUCUGUUCAUUGGUUCACGCAUUGGUGAUUCUCAACUCAUCAAACUGAACAAAACCCCCGAUGAAAAUGGUUCUUAUGUUAGUGUGAUGGAAACAUUCACUAAUCUUGCACCUAUUCGUGACAUGGUGGUGGUUGAUUUGGAGAGACAGGGUCAGGGACAACUAGUCACCUGCUCAGGAUCAUUUAAAGAAGGAUCUCUACGAAUUAUCAGAAAUGGUAUUGGUAUCCAGGAACAUGCAUCCAUAGAUUUACCAGGUAUUAAAGGAAUGUGGGCAUUGAGGACAUCUGCUGACAGCCGAUUUGACAACACAUUGGUUUUGGCAUUUGUGGGCCAAACUAGGGUUUUGACACUAUCAGGUGAAGAAGUAGAAGAAACCGAAAUUCCUGGUUUUUUGUCCGAUCAGCAAUCAUUUUACUGUGGGAAUGUGGAUCAUGAUCAAAUAAUUCAAGUUACACCUACAUCUGCGCGGCUUCUUUCUGUUGCAACCAAACAGCUUGUGUGUGAAUGGAAACAACCAUCUGAAAAGAGCAUUAGUGUUGUGGCAUGUAAUACUGCACAAGUCAUAUGUGCCACAGGAAGUGACCUGUUCUACCUUGAAAUUCGUGAGGGUGGUUUGGUCCAGAAAGGGCAUGUCACGCUAGAACAUGAAGUAGCAUGUUUGGACAUCACUCCAUUGCAAGAAGGUGCUAAAACAGCCAGUAUAGUGGCUGUAGGUCUUUGGACUGAUAUCACUGCUCGUAUUCUUCGAUUACCAAAUUUAGAAGAAAUCAACAGAGAAAGUCUUGGUGGAGAGAUUAUUCCAAGGUCUAUUCUGAUGACAUGUUUUGAGGGGAGCAAUUACCUUUUAUGCGCCCUAGGUGAUGGUGCUAUGUUCUAUUUCUCAUUGAGUAAAACGGGCAUUCUGACAGAAAAGAAGAAAGUCACACUUGGCACACAACCUACUGUUCUACGGACCUUCCGCUCAUUGUCGACCACCAAUGUUUUUGCUUGCUCAGACAGGCCCACAGUGAUUUACUCUUCUAAUCACAAGCUUGUUUUCUCGAAUGUUAAUCUUAAAGAGGUCAAUCAUAUGUGUUCUCUCAAUUCAGAAUCAUACCCGGACAGCUUGGCUUUGGCAACUGAUAGCACUGUUACCAUUGGUACCAUAGAUGAAAUUCAAAAGCUACACAUUCGAUCUGUGCCAUUGGGUGAAUCUGCAAGGAGAAUAGCUUAUCAAGAAAGUUCACAGACUUUUGGAGUAAUAACAAUGAGGAUGGAUGUGCAGGAUAGUGGUGGUGUACAACCGGCACGCCCAAGUGCGUCCACACAGACUCAAAGCACAUCCGUGAGCUCAUCCCUCUGCAAAAGUGGUAAUGUGGGUCCUGUAGCUAUGUCAACAGACCAUGGCCAGGAGGUGGAAGUUCACAACCUUUUGAUCAUUGAUCAACAUACAUUUGAAGUGCUUCAUGCUCACCAAUUCAUGCAGUCUGAGUAUGCAAUGUCUCUCAUGUCAUGCAAAUUGGGAGAUGACCCAACAACAUAUUAUGUCGUUGGAACUGCAUUGAUUAAUCCAGAAGAAAGUGAGCCUAAGCAGGGUAGAAUUGUUAUUUUCCAAUAUCAAGAUAAUAAACUCUUGCAAAUCCAUGAGAAAGACAUAAAGGGUGCUUGCUAUUCGUUGGUAGAGUUUAAUGGAAAGUUGUUAGCAAGCAUCAAUAGUACUGUUCGAUUGUUCGAAUGGACUGCUGAGAAAGAACUAAGACUGGAAUGUACGCACUUCAACAAUAUCAUUGCUCUAUUCCUAAAAACCAAAGGAGACUUUCUGUUAAUCGGCGAUCUCAUGCGAUCCAUGACGCUUCUUCAGUAUAAAACUAUGGAGGGCAGUUUUGAGGAGAUGGCUAGAGAUUACAAUCCCAAUUGGAUGACAUCUAUUGAGAUACUAGACGAUGACACAUUUUUGGGUGCAGAAAACUUUAUGAAUUUGUUUGUGUGUCAGAAGGACAGUGCUGCCACCACUGACGAAGAAAGACAGCAGAUGCAAGCAGUUGGUCAGUUCCACCUCGGUGAUAUGGUGAACGUUUUUCGACAUGGAUCACUGGUGAUGCAACAUGUGGGUGAGACUUCUACUCCAACUCAAGGAUGUGUUCUGUUUGGUACCGUCAGUGGAGCAAUAGGCUUGGUUACUCAAAUUCCUGCAGAUUUUUAUGAUUUUUUGCAUGAAGUUGAAGAAAGACUCACCCAUGUGAUUAAAUCUGUGGGUAAAAUUGAACAUGUCUUUUGGCGCAGUUUUAACACAGAGAUUAAAACUGAGCCCUGUGAAGGAUUUAUUGAUGGAGACCUUGUGGAAAGUUUCCUUGACCUGAGUCUAGAUAAAAUGAAAGAAGUGGUGGCAGGUGUACAGGUUGAUAAUGGCUCUGGCAUGAAGCAUGAUGCCACUGUGGAAGACUUGGUGAAAAUUGUUGAGGACCUGACACGAAUACAUUAGUUUCUGCCAUUUGGGAUUGGAUUUUAUUUUUUUCUUCAUUUUCAUCUGGCAUUUUAGAUUCCUUGCCCGGAAGGCAUGAAGGCAUUAAAUUUGGUAGCCCUUUAUUUUAUGAACUAUUCCCACAACCAUUAUAAAACUUGAUUUCACCAUUAAAUUAAGGAAAUGUCAUGUGCCUCUGUGUCCUGAUUAUUUUCAUUGUGAUUAAUAAAGUGAUGAAACUUGCUUUGUCUAGCUGCUACAAUUCACACCAAUAUGUUGUGAAAAAUUA